AUGAAAACAGAGGAUACGGAAGAGCACUGCUUCCCAGACACCAACUGGGCUGCUUACAACAUCAAAGAUCUCGAUACCUGUUUGUCUGACCUUCGCACUUCUCGCCAAGCCCAUAACAUAAAUCUUGUUUACAUCAUCCCAGAGAACUUUCAGGCUAGCAACAUCCUCAUCAUCUGGGUCAGUGGCUCCAGCGACGAACGCGCCGAAGCUGUUGAUUAUUUCACACGACUCAUCAGAGAUAAACAGCUCACCGACAAUGGGGGAUUACACACCUACGGUGACUCUUACAUUGUUAUCCCUGACUCUCUUCACUGGAGCGAUAAAAUCCGGCACGUUCAGGAGUUUGCAGACCAUUCUGAGUGA
This is a messenger RNA of Penicillium odoratum, 363 nucleotides long. RefSeq lists its product as uncharacterized. Bases 1 to 363 code for a protein of 120 amino acids. The record is from RefSeq and is a predicted model, not a curated record. The transcript has 2 exons. NCBI's taxonomy places the organism in Eukaryota, Fungi, Ascomycota, Eurotiomycetes, Eurotiales, Aspergillaceae.